AUGGCGACCUCCGUUGAAUUUCCAAUACGCCACGCCCUCAGGGCUCUCCGCGCACUUGCGCCUAGGGAACAGUCACUUGUGCUCUCGAAUGCAAUGCCCAACUCUGUUAUACUCACGGGGUACAUUGUGAUCAACCUUCCCACCACUUCAACUCUCUUGGUGACCACUAUGCCAAAGCGAAGACCUGCCACUGCAUUUCUCAUUUCCUUGCUCUGUGGAAUUGCUGUCCUGCAUUGGACAUCUUCUUAUACUGUCUUAAACAAUAAUCCAUUUUUGCGAGCGGCGUCCAAAGAAUUUUCAUGGCAAGAGGUUGUGCCAUCCAAAGAUCUCAAAUGGCAGCCUUGCUUUCGCGAACGUCAAUGCGCCCGCUUGAUUGUACCUCUUAAUCAUUCAGAUCCCGAUGGACAAGAAGCCACCAUUGCUCUUAUUCGUAAACCCGCGUUGAUCCCCAGCACAUCUAGAUUUUAUCGCGGUCCCAUUCUUUUCAAUCCAGGAGGACCAGGAGGGAGUGGUGUAGACUUGAUUCAAGGUACUAAUGGUGACCUUUUAAGCCUCAUCGUAGGUCCUCGCUUCGACGUUGUUGGUUUCGACCCUCGCGGCAUCGCACGUUCUACACCUCGCGUUUCGUUCUUCAAAACUGAUGUCGAGCGCUCGUUAUGGUCCCAAAAUGGUCUCCCAACGCUGGCUAACAACUCCGAGGAGGGUAUAACUAGAACGUUGGCUCGUUCUAAAGUACUUGGACAACUAGCCGCUGAGACCGACUACGGGUACCUAAGGCACAUCAACACAGAUCAAACCGCCCGUGACAUGUUGCGCAUCGUUGAAGCACAUGGCAGGACGAAGAUACAGUACUGGGGCUUUUCGUACGGGUCUGUCUUGGGUGCUACAUUCGCAGCAAUGUUUCCGGACAGAAUUGAGCGUCUUCUGAUUGACGGUGUUGUCGACUCGGAGGAUUACUACGCAACCUUGUGGUCCAAGAAUCUUCUGGACACCGACAAAGCCGUGGACACUUUCUUCACCGGGUGUGCUGAGGCGGGUCCCCGUGGCUGUCCCUUCUGGGCUCCAACAGCAGAAGAUAUCCGUCAAAAUCUGACCAGAUUAUAUGGUGAAUUACGUGGUCGUCCGAUCCCUGUAAAAUCCGAUUCAAAAUACGGUGUCUUUGACUAUAUCCUUCUACGUUCGGCUGUGUUUUCGUCCCUUUAUUCCCCCUAUGCGACUUUCAAAUCUCUCGCAGAAGGACUUGCCGAUCUUGCGGGUGGGAAAGCCAACGCAAUUUAUGACAGGAUUACUGCUGCACCGUAUCAGUGCGAAUGCGACGCCUCAAAAAGACAAUUUGAUAGCGUCAUAGAUGCCCAGACGGCGAUUCUAUGCAAUGAUGGCGAUGAUGUACCCGACGACUUGGAAUCAUCAGAAGAAUAUUUCAAAUCCGUAAUUGAGGGAUCGGGCUGGUCAGAAAUAUGGGCGAGAAUACGAUUUAGUUGCGUCUAUAGAGGCUGGCCAAAAUUUCCUAAAGAUCACUUCCAAGGGCCUUUUAACACAAGCACAAGCCAUCCCAUCUUACUUAUUGGAAACACCGCAGACCCGGUGACGCCGCUAUGGGCUGCGAAGAAAAUGUCAAAAGGAUUUAAAGACUCUGUCGUUUUAACUCAGAACUCCGCUGGGCACUGUUCCAUUUCUGCCCCGUCCCUAUGCACUCAAAAGUACGUUCGCCAGUACUUCGUGGAUGGGACCCUCCCCGAGCCUGGGACUGUUUGCGAGCCUCUCGGAAAGCCUUUCCCGGAACCAUGGCACGAAAAUGGUAUCAACAAAGCAGAAGAAUUGAUGGCUAAUAUGAAUAGCGAAGAGCGCGCCAUGUAUGAUGCCGUUUCGAAGCUUAGCCAGAAUGGUCCUAUUACCCCUGCUUUCCCAUUCCUUCUGGAACAAAAGUAUCCAGAAGUAACGGUGAGGAACGGGAAAGGAUGCAACUAG
Messenger RNA from Psilocybe cubensis, 1968 nucleotides. RefSeq lists its product as uncharacterized. Lineage: Eukaryota; Fungi; Basidiomycota; Agaricomycetes; Agaricales; Agrocybaceae. The coding region runs from base 1 to 1968 and encodes 655 amino acids. The record is from RefSeq and is a predicted model, not a curated record. The transcript has 14 exons.